Molecule: messenger RNA, 1887 nt
Organism: Colias croceus (clouded yellow)
Lineage: Eukaryota; Metazoa; Arthropoda; Insecta; Lepidoptera; Pieridae
Exons: 3
Coding region: 248-1720 (490 amino acids)
Source: RefSeq, a predicted model, not a curated record
UGACGGCACUCGGCAAUCGUAAUUCGUAAACGUAAACGUAUUUAUCACAGUUAUUUAGGACCAAAAUCUUGCUGAAUAUCUUUCAACAAAAGACUGCUUCUAUAAAUUACACGCUAUUAUUAUUACUAUAUUGAAAGUAACCAUUUUUAACACAUUAUCCCUUGUUUUUGUUACAACAGUUUGUUAUGUAGUUAAGUGUUAUUACAAGUAAUUAUUUACUUGUAGUCGAGCAUAAAAUACAUGUUCUAUGAGUAAAAGAAGAUUAUCUCAGGAAAUGGUUGCUAAAAAUAAAAAUAAAGUUUUAGCAUGUUCAACUCCCGAACAUCGAUUGGAAUCACCGUCGAGGGACAGUGAUUCAAUAUGUGAUUCAGAUGCUGGAAGUCCUGUGCCAUUUUUAUGCACUCAAGAUGGAGCGGAGGGAGAAACUGAUGUUGUAUGGAAUUUUUACACACCUAAAGCUGAACAUGCUACACAUAGAUCUAAAAACACAACACCUGUGAGUCGUAAAAGUAGAAAAGCUUUAAGGCCAAAACUAAUUGAAAAACCAUUACCUAAAAGAAAACCUGUGAGACAAUCACAAAAAAGAACUGAACUAUUUCAAGAUUUGAUAGAAUUGAAUCAAAACUUGCAUGAGUUAAUUAAGCAAAAAGCAAAAUCAAAUAAUAGUGUAAAUAAGCCACCAUCAGGUAGCGAAGAUGACAUAUUUAGUGAUAACAGUGAAAGCUCACCAAAAAGUGUAUUGCGAACAAGUAGUCGUUGCCUUAGAAAGAAUGUGUUGAGUUCAAAAUUUAAAAAGCAAGAACCGGAACCUGGCUUAGAAUCUGAUGACUCCAUGAAUGAAUGUCUUUUGAGAGCAAGUCAAAUUGUUGAGGAAAAUAUAAUAAACUAUGAUCAUUCAGCACCAAAAAGGCCAUGCCUUGAAGCUCUUACUACAAAAAAUAGAAGUAACUUUAAACCCAGUGCAAAAAUUAGCAUGGAUCAAGAUUCUAUGGACACAAUCCUUAGUAAUAUUAAAUUGGAAUCUCCAGUUAUUAACAACAAAACUAAAAAAUAUGACUCGCCUCGGUUAAAUAAUGACUCAUUUGAUAACUUGCUGGGCAAUUUGAAUGAUAGUGCAUUGGAGAGGCUUUCUCAAAUGCCUGUUAAAGAUACAAAUAAAAAUGUAACAAGUACUAAAGAUUCAAGUUGGGUACUAGAAGAUUUAACUAUACAUGGAGAGAGUCCAACAUCACGAUCGUUGUUUGGCAGGCAUAACUCCAUGCCGGAGUCUCCAUCAAUGAUAGAAUUGAAUAAACCGUCUACUAGCGGAAUGGCAUUUGGAAGAUACAACUCAAUGCCGUUUAAUAAAAGUGACGAGAAGAUGACAGUUCCAGGUGAUUCCCCAAUUAGAUGUACCCAAGAUGAAAUUAAAAAGAAACAUCAGCAAGCUCGAGAAAGACUAAUGGCUAAAAGGCUUCUUCCAUUUACUACAUCACAACAUCCAAUACAAGGGUCAUCACAAAAUCAACCAAUACAGAAGAAGACUGUUUUUCAACCUAAAGUUCCUAGUAUAACAAAAGGAUUAUCAGAUGUUAAAAAUAAUAAUAGUGUAGCAAAAGCUAAUAAUAACACAGAGCAAAAUAAAAUUGAUUCAUCUAAUGUUAAACUAUUGAUAGAGAAGAAACGACAGGAAGCAUUAAUGAAGUUAAGACGAAGACAACCACAAACAAAGCUGCCUUAAUAUUAUACUCCUACAAUUUAAAUGUUUUUAAUUUUUUAACUGAACUAAUCUAUGUGAUAAUGGAGUAUUUUAUUUACAUAAAUAAGUGUAUUGAUCCAAUUACAAAUUACGUUGUUUUAUAAAUUAUGUUACAUGUAUGAUUAUAAUAGAAAGAUUUGUGAUUUUAA